AUGCCACAUCUAUAUACAUUUCACUUCGAUAUUGUUACUGAAUAUGUCAGCAUUAAUGAGCAACAACCUAAGUCAACACCUGAUGAUAUUCGACCUACAUUCACGGAAAGAGGAUAUCAUGUUGAUUGUUAUAUCGACUAUGAAUUUUAUAAUUCAGGUCGAUGUCAUGUUUAUUCACUUCCAUUCCAUACGAAACGCAUGUGUCAUAUAAUGCACAGUUUUGCUGGUGGUAUGUUCAUCAAUGUUCGUGUUCUGCGUAUGAAGGACGAUUUCUAUCCAUUCAAACAUAAGUUUUCUGCUCAAAUUUCACGUUCAUUUCCAUUACUCAGUCGUCUGAUGGUUUCCAAUGCUGCUUUUCUUUUACCAAUUAUUUCAAAUUUAAUUGAAUAUUAUUCAAAUGAAUUACAUGAUAAACAUGAUCCACCGUCACCUCUUUGUCUUAUUCUUUCACCUACACGUGAACUUGCUUUACAAACAGAACGUGAAGCAAGAAAAUUUGCAUAUCAAACUGCUGUAAUACUUUAUAGGUUCUGCUGUUGGUGUGGUCAUGAUAUGUUUGAUAUUUGCCAUCGUCUUCGAGAAGGUUGUCAUAUUCUAUCAGCUCCUACCGGUCGUCUUAAAGAUAUGCUUGAAAAACACAGAAUUUCAUUAACAAAAGUGAAAUAUUUCGUUCUUGAUCAAACCAAUCAGUCUGAAAAAAAACUUCUCUUAUUUAGUUCAAUUUCAUUAUUAGCUCAACAUUUUAUACGUAGUAAUUAUAUCUUUCUUGUUGUUGGUAAACCUGAUGCUACUAAUGAAGAUAUAGCGCAAACUAUUGAAGAAGUGCCAAAUGCAUUUGAAAAAGAUCACCUUUUUCAAUUACUUGAACAAAAUCUUAAAUCUGAACGUUGUUUAAUAUUUGUUGAAACAAAUUGA
Molecule: messenger RNA, 915 nt
Organism: Rotaria sp. Silwood1
Lineage: Eukaryota; Metazoa; Rotifera; Eurotatoria; Philodinida; Philodinidae
Source: the annotation of a GenBank genome assembly